Lepisosteus oculatus (spotted gar) is the source of this 7482-nucleotide messenger RNA. It is a transcript of the gene mms22l, whose product is annotated as MMS22-like, DNA repair protein. Gene Ontology annotation, biological process: double-strand break repair via homologous recombination; replication fork processing. NCBI's taxonomy places the organism in Eukaryota, Metazoa, Chordata, Actinopteri, Semionotiformes, Lepisosteidae. The record is from RefSeq and is a predicted model, not a curated record. Gene Ontology annotation, cellular component: nuclear replication fork.
UGCCGAACUGGCGGCGCGGGAGAGACCAAAACACAAGGAGUUCUUUGCAGUAAAAAGGAUUGGGCUUCCUGUGUGUGUGGUUGUCGGCGGCGUGUCUGCCUUUUCAGCUUCUUGAGGCGGAAAUGGAGGACGACUUCAGCCCCUCGCUUACUCCCCCCGUGUCGCCCUUUCUGCUGGACAGUCAGUGCGAGGCGAGCUCUGUCCCGCCGCCGUGCUUCUGCUGCGUGUCCGAGCCGAGCAGGGCUUUCUCCUCUGAGGGCUACAUUACAAGCGGGGCUCUGAAGAGAAUCCUGCUAAGACUGGAUCCUUCCCCAGCUGCAUAUGAAACCGAUACUGUGGAGAUCUUUGGCUUUCUCUGGGUGACUGAAACUGCACUGGUGGAGUCUGCUAAGCUUCUCUUCAGCUUGCUCAAACAAAAAGUACACAGAUUGGAAACCCUGGUUCAGUCCAACACGCAUGAUUUUGGACAGUCUAGUAACCUACAUUUUGAAGCCGAAGAAAUAAGGCAACAAUGUGUAUCAUUUCUUCAAUAUGUAAAAGUGUUCAUUUCAAGGUUUAUGGAGUCUUCCAGUGUUUUGAAUGAUGGACCUUCUCACCCUUAUGAAGAGCAGGAAGCUCAGCUGCCUUCAGGCCUGCUUGAGGAGCUACAUAGUGUUGUUCUUUACAUUGGGCACCUGCGAGAUCUGCCCAGCAACAUCCAGGGGGCCUUUACUAUCCACCAUCAGGGGAAGUUAUUUCCCCCGUCUUGGCAUUUAUUACACCUUCAUCUCGACAUCCAUUGGUCAGUCCUCGAAAUUCUUCAUUUGCUUGGAGAGAAGAUGAUUGGUCAAGUGGUUUAUGCGCAUCAGCUUAUAAAUUUAACUGGAGAGAAUCUCACCAACGACAGCCUCUUUGAUGAACACUGCACCAACCUUCUGUGUGACUUGAUUGGCUUGGCUUUAAACAAGUACAUCAAGGUGAGACCAACUGAUGCUCUGACGAGCUGCCAUUAUUAUUGCAGCUGUACCAAAGAACUCUGGGUAAUGAUUAUCCACCUAUUACAUCACAGAAGUAAAGUGUUCCAUAUGGAGUCCUUCUGGGCCUAUAUAAACAAGUUAUUGAGAAUCCUUCUAAAAGGAGCAAGCCCUGAUACGCUGAAGGAAUAUUUUCCUUCACACUGCAAGGAUCCACUGGGAUUCAGCUGGUGGCUUGUAACACAUUUGGCAGAACUCUCCCAGUAUAGUCAAAACGGGGCCAUUGAGAGAAAGCAGAAACUAGAAGACAACUGGAGUUUUGUUGAAGAACUGCUGAAAUGCUCCUGUGAUACUCAGGUUAAUAUUUUAGAGGAACAGCUACGAAUGUAUGUGCAUUGCUGUUUGAGAUUGUGCCAAUUAUGGGAUUCCAAUGUUACAACUAUUACAAUUCUCUGGGAAUAUUACAGUAAGAGUCUGAAUAAUGUGUUCACCAUCCCGUGGCUGGGCCUGAAGGGUCUAGCGAGUGUGAGCAAGACCCCCUUCUCCAUGCUGGAGCUCGUAAAGAGCUGCUGCCGUGAGGAACAGAGUCCCGAGCUCUACAGGACCUCCACCAGCUUCCACAUCUUCCUUUGCAUCCUGGCGCUCCAGAUGAGGAAAGGCACCACGGGGACUCAUCCCUGGAAGCAGAUCAAAGGGAGGAUAUACUCCAAAUUUCACCAGCGGAAGAUGCAAGAGCUGAGUGAGGCUGGGCUCAUGAACUUUCUGAGCCUCUUCCUGGUGCUUGCUGCCACAGCAGAGAUGGAGGAUGUUGUGAGCCGAGUGUCCGACCUGCUGGCCCUCCUGAGCCCCGCCAGCAUCUCGGUAGCUCAGAGAGCCCUGAUCUGGCGUGGGCAAUUCGCCUUCAUUCUGCUAUACGAGGAAAAAGGCUUAGAUGUGGGUGUCUUGGCAGAGCAGCUCUCCCUGGCCUUCAAGCAGGUGGCUAAAGAGUUCUACCUGAAGACCACAGACCACACACGCAAGCUGAGCCUGUGGACCCUUCUCUCCACAUACAUAGAGGGGGUCCAGGAGGUUUUCGAGACCAGUUCUUACCUGCACCUGUCCGAGGAGAAGCUGCUGAACGAGGGCUUCGGUAUGUUGUUACCAGCCUGCAGGGAGUCUGAACUGCAAACCACGCUUUGUUUCCUACAGACGAUAUUGGCACAGCUCAGGAGUGUUUACAAGCGCUCAGCCCAGUCACUUCAGCAGAGCCACACGGCUGCAGUCCAGAAUGCUCCUACUCCAUUUGUGGCUAAAGAGCGCCACCUAGCCAUUGCCAGUGCACUGUGGGGGAAUUUUUUUCACUUUCUAAAGAGCCUGAGGCUGUCACAGACACCUCCUCCCCAGCUUGCUGAUACUGCUGCAGGUUUCUCGCUGUUGGCGAUGGACUUGCCCAGCUCUGCUCCCUCAGAGCUCCAGCCCCAGCCAGUCCUGGCCAUGAUGCAAAACUUCGGAUGGGAUGAGAUGUUAAACACGCAGCUCGUCACCAGAUACCUCAGCCAUCUCAUUCAAAACAGCGCAUUGGUAGAAUCUGGCUGUGGGUCUGGGACCAGUUCUUUCCAGGCCCUCUCUAUUCGCUCCUGGUUCCGCUGUGUCCUCCAGCUCUAUGUCAACAGGACAGCUUCUGGUUCUGAUAGUGCUGAUACCAGUCGCGCUGGAAAGGGAAAUAGUGGUCAGCUCUCAGAGCUUACUAGACUGAUAUUUAAAUUGCCUGAAAUGGAAUCGCUACUCCAGAGAGCACAAAUAGAGCAGCCGGCUAUCAGGCUGGAGCCCAGACCUGCUCUCUCCCUUUUUAUUAAGGCUGUUGGAAGAGCCUUCGCUGGAUUGCAGACAUUAGCAGAGAAGUCAUCCAUGGUUUCGAAGGUCUUGGAGUAUGUGGGGGAUGUUAUGAAGUACAUUAAACCCUACUUGAUUAAUAAGGGACCUCAAGAAGGACUCCAUUUGGCUUACUGGGCAGUAGGGUGUUUGGUGAAGCAGUGGAGUCCAAUACUGGCCACAUCCAAAGCUCAACAGUUACUGUUCCGCAUAAUUGACAGUCUCCUCCUCCCUCAUGCCCUGUUCCAGCAGGACAAAGGUCUUCCUCCGCAGGUUCUGUCUGCAGUCAAGGAGAGCCUCCCUCUCUACCUCCAGGGUCUUUCUGUGGCGUCAGCUCUGUCCCAGCAGCAGGGGACUUACCUGAAGCAGCAGCUCCGCAGUGUCAUCCAGCAGUACCUAGGCCGCUUUCUCCCAUCUUCCCCCUCUGGCUCAGCCAUCGCUAACCACCCAGUCCUGCUGGCCAUCUGCGAGACCACAGCAAGCCCCAGGAUCAUCCCUCUAAAGAACGCCGUUCUCCAGGUUACAGUUGACAGUUACAUGCAGUUCAAAGGCCAUGCACCCCCAACGCGUUUGGCGUCUGUGCUGUCGCUCCUCCACGAGGUGCUGAGAAGAGCCAAGGACAGCGACCCGGCUUUCUACACUGGCCCCCUGCCAGCAGUGCUCAAGUGCUUGGUUCUGGUGAAUGAGCCCCAAGUGAAAAAGCUGAGCACAGACACACUGCAGCUUGUGGUUGAGAGUUGCCAUGCAGCUGCAGCAGAGCGGCCCUGCUCCCAGCUGAUUGCUGUUUUAAGGCAAUUUAUUGAGGAGCAUAUGUGGGUGUAUGACCAGCAAGUGUUCAGUAUCCUAGAGACUGUGGCAGUUCUGGACCAGCCUGUGGUUGUCAGCCUUAUACCUACCAUGUCUCUCUGUCUCAGGAACUCAGAACAUAAGAGAGGUCUGGGCAAGAACACUGCACAGAGAAGUGCCUACAGGAAGCUGCUGUCUCACCUUGGGGAAAGUGGUCAAGCCGAGAUUGUCAGCUUUGAUAAUGACUGACAGCAUCAUCGAUCAUUUGAAGCCAACAGUACAAGACAGUCCAGGACCCAUUCUUCUGACUUGCAUUGUACAUUUCUGUUUUGUUAUUUAAAAAAAAUCUCACUACGUUUUUAACAAUAGGAUUAUGAAAUAUUAAGCACAAUUGCAGCACUGGAAAUUUCUAACCUGCAGGAAAGACUACAAAAAUGUAGACUGUAGGUGGAAUUUUAGGUCCAAAGGCAUAUGCAUUAUGUCCUUCUGAGACUUGCGCUGGUAAAAUAAGUCAUAUUUUAUAUAUUUCAUUUAAAAGACCUCGAAUUCCUUUCUUUGUGAUUGUCAGAUUGAGUUAUUCUGGCAUAUAUUGCAUUGUUUGUGAAUUAAUGUUCAUUUUGAAUUAAGUUAUUUUUCCUACUUAGAUGUGUUGCCUAACUUGUCUAUUUAAAACUAGGGCUGGAUGGAGACAGACAUUGUAAAUACCGUAUUCCGAAAACCAGCAAACAACAGUAUGAGAAAAAUAUUAGAUAUGGAUGAAGAAUUGGAAUGAGGUGUAAAAGCAUAAUAAAAUUUCAAAACCCUGGGGCAAAAUGGCAUGCUCAGUCUCUACUGUUGGAAAGAAAAGGCUCAGAGGAGAUACAGCUAUGAACAUAUGCAAAUGUUUAGACGUCCGCUAACACGGGGCCUUCCGUGUAAACAGGGAAUACCCUGAGAAUCUCAAAUCAAGCUGCCUUAUAAAUUAUGUAUUCUCUGAGCCUGGUUUGAUUCUUGUGAAAUCUGAUUACAGCAAUUUCUUAGAUUUAUUGGAGAACACGGUACGACUAAAUUUAGAAGUGCAGUAUAAAUUUCUCUCUAACUAGCACAAAAGUGCUAGGACUUUACUGUUUGAAUACAUACUUUAGAUGCACAAUUAAAGGGUUUCAUAAUGCGAACAGGCCUUCUGAGUGGGAAGUAUCCAUGGGUUGCCUGCCUGUGACUGAAGCUGUAAUGGCUCGUAACCAUCUGUAACCGGGUGCCAGUCUGGCCUUUGUCUUGAGUGACAGAGGCUGAGAUUCUUGAACUGGUGGAGUGCAGGGCGGCUCAGCUCCAGCAGGGUGGGUGGACUAAAGAUGCAGUGUGGCCUCAACUUGCUGUACAACUGGGAGCUUGCUGUGUUGUUGGUGAUCUUACCUGCAAUCACUGGUUAUUCUGCUGAAAACACUGCAUGAUCCCAGCAUGAGGAAUGAUGGAAGGCUCUUCCAACCGUAUUUGGACAGCAGUCUCUCUCACCCCCCACUGUGUGUACCCGGGAUGAGGUGUUGUAGUGGCAAAACUGAUUCAGUUAAAAUUUGUUAAAAGUGGUUAGACUGGUAAGCCUAUUCAGCAGGCAGACAUGCAAAGGAACAACAAGACGUCUGAACACUACAUGGAAAAAAAAGGGCUGAAAAGGGCUCUGUAACCGACUGAAAUGUUGUUGUUUUUUCCUUUUCAGGUAAAAUUAGCAAAAUUCGUGCUACAGUAAACAUCUGUUUCUAUGACAAAAAUGUGAAGGACCAUGUGGUUACCACAGCUAAUACACAGCGCCACCUAGUGGCACACAAGAGUUAGUCCUCCAAUCUACAUUUAAUUUCCACAUGAUAUCAUGUUUUAACUAUGCAUUUCUUUAAUGUAUGUAUCAACCACCCAUAAUUAUUAGCUAUUUAUAGCAUGUCAUCAUAAUACAUUAUUGAAAUACAAAAAUCCUAAAAGUAAUCAUUACAGUUCUGCAUGAAUAAAGAGUAAAUGUGUCCUCCUAAAUUGCACGUGCAGCUAUACAGUGCUGUUAGUGAGGGAUGCUCCUCUCCUGCACUCAACACUGAGCCUCCAGCUCAGGCCAGUGUAGUCUGAGAGGGGUCUGCCCACACUUCCUCCUACUCCCGUGUGCAGAUCCACACUUCGGAGCUCGAUUGCGAUUGAGAAAUGAAAAACGCACAUUUGGUUAAUAAAAAUAACUGAUCAUUCUAAACUUAUAAAAAAGAGAAAGAUUAAAAUUUAUGGUUAUGACAUUUUAUUUAGUAAUUGUCAAAGCACACUCAAACUCACACAUAGUGAUGUGAUGUCGUUUGUAAUGUAAUUUUUAAUGUCUUCAUUAUGUCAUCUGUUGUGCAAUUUGUCAUGUAAGGAACCAUACAAGUAACCAUUUUAUUGUACACAGGUACAUACGACAAUAAACGUGGGCUUGAACCAAUUUUCCUAAACUAUCAUAAAACAUUUGCAUCGAUCUAGAGCAUAAGCUGUAAACGGUUUAAUUUUAAAAUUUUAUUUUUAGCACUUGUUGCCCUUCAAAGUAGAGGCUGUUCAUGAUACCCUACAGUGUCGGAAAAGAACAUCCAGUUUACAGUACCUGGAAGCAUAAAUGCAUUCACCUUAACCUGCCUGCUCUUUAUAAAAUGUUAUUUAAAUACAGUCAAAGCUGGUGUACUUCUGCUUGUGAAUGAAGAGGGAGUGCACUGUUCAAAGACAAGAAGCACUUUUUUCACAAAAUAGUGAAUAGUACUUUGAUAAUAUAAGUGAUUUUUUAUUGUUCUCAUUUUUAUGGAUUUACUUUUGUAAUUAGAGCCUUCUUUUGGACUAAAGAAAAGACAUUGUUAUUUAAAUAUUGGGUGAAGUGGAAAAAUCAUAAUCACUUAGUAUUCAAGAAAGUGAAGGGGUAAUUAGUUCCUGUCUUUAUUUGACAAGAAAGGAGUCGCAAUUACAUAAGUAUGUUUUUUUUUUUUUCAAAAAGCUCUCAUGUUUACAGUUUCUGCCUGUUAGAGAGACAAUAUGGCACAUGGACUCCAGUUGCUCGGGCUUUGUUUUCUCUCUUACUUCCUUCCUGGAAGCUGAUGCCUUGGGUCAAAUUGGCAUUUCAUGCACAUAAAGGCUGUCUUUUAUAUUAACCCUUGAGUUCAAUAUGGAUAAUUUCUUAUUCAAUGUCCCGCAACACCUAGAUCCGUGUUGAGAGUUUUAUUGUUUUCCCAUUUUUGAUCUUUUAGGGUUAGUCAUAUCAUAAGAUAUGAAAAUAAAAUGGCAACAGGAAUCGCAUGAUAUCACACUUUUGCUUUAUUUCAAAGAGAAUAAUAACUGUGCAGCAUUAUGAAAUUAGGAAUAUCAUGAGAUGGCAAGAGAGUUUUGUUUAUAUAUUGCUAUGUUGAGAUGUUAUGAUAACUUGGAAUUGCUGGAGGUGUGCCUUAAAUGGUUUGACUUUUAUGUGCCAUUCAUGUUUUUUCUCUUUUUAAAUGUAUGGAGUGAUUGUAAGAGCAAUUAAUUUAUUUCAAGUCUUCAAGUUUAUAACUUCUGUUAGCGGAUGACGUUCGAUGUUAUUUAACAUUCUGAGCAAUGUCAAAGGGGUCAUCUGUAUAAGAAGGCAUUCUAAAGCAUGUACACCUGAUUCCAUUGUCCAAUUCUGAAGUGGAAGUAUUAUGGAAAAAUGUCAUUCCUGAAAGAAGGAAAGACUUCUUUUCGCAAAGAGUUGUGGGGGUGUGGAGCUCCCUACAAAGUCCUAUUUUUUUCUUGUUUCCAAUUAAAUAGCCAUUAAUGCAUGUAUAAUGAUUUCUGUCCAAAGGUUCCCAUAAUAUAUAAAAUUUUAUCGUGUGAAUAAAUUUAGCUGGUUAAAUAAUGCUGCAUUAUUUACCAGUUUUAUGUAACUCUUUAUCCCCUAAGCAUAAAUUUA